Chenopodium quinoa (quinoa) is the source of this 1910-nucleotide messenger RNA. RefSeq names its product putative F-box/LRR-repeat protein At5g54820. NCBI's taxonomy places the organism in Eukaryota, Viridiplantae, Streptophyta, Magnoliopsida, Caryophyllales, Amaranthaceae. The record is from RefSeq and is a predicted model, not a curated record. Bases 112 to 1527 code for a protein of 471 amino acids. Gene Ontology annotation, molecular function: protein binding. The transcript has 5 exons.
UCCAUCACAAAUAUCACAAUUCAAAAUCCUUUACGAGUCUCUCUCACGGUUUCUCCAUUGUUAUAUCUAUCCUCCAUCGAAGCAGCUUCUGAGAUUUCAGAGUGGAAGAAUAUGAGCAACCCUUUAACACCAGUAUUGAAGAGGUGUGACAGCCAAAUGCAGUAUUGCUCGUACCAGUGGAAGUGCUGCAAGUCCGCAGACAGGCUCAGUGAUUUGCCAAAUGAUAUACUGGUUUUGAUUGUGUCUCGUUUAAGGCUUAAGGAAGCAGUAAGGACUAGUCUUUUAUCUCGAAGGUGGAAAAAUAUGUGGACUUACACAGCUGGUACCUUAAAUUUUCAUUAUUCAGAGGAGUCAUCUAUUUAUGAGGAUUGUUUACGCAUAUAUUUACAGAGCCGUACAAAAAUACUCGAUGACAAUGGGCCACAUAUAGUCAAAAUGUCUGAGUUUAUAAAAUUGGUCAAUCAUGUCUUGAGCUUGCACCAAGGUCCAACUAUUGAAGAAUUUGAAGUGUUUGUCAAAUCAUGUGGAGCAAUCAGUGAAAAAUAUAUAGAAAAGUGGGUGGAAUUUGCUCUUGGAAAGAGAGCUAAAAGGCUUAAGCUGGAUUUUUCACUCAAAGGCCAUCAAAUGCAUGGAUAUUUCUCCAUCACCAAGCCCUUGCUCCGCAAAUUUAAAUCAAAUCUUUCUUCUCUGACAGUACUCUCUUUGAAAUAUGUAGAGGUUACAAGUAAGGUUAUAUAUUAUGUUCUGCUCAAGUGUUCUGCACUUGAAGAAUUACAUGUGGCGCAUGCUGGUUCCCUUCUAAGGCUGAAAGUCCCUGGCCCCUUACCCCAACUCAAGUGCUUGAAGAUUAUCCGCUGUGACUGUCUUAAUUGGAUACAGAUUCAUGCCAUCAAUAUCGUGUCGUUUACUUAUCAUGGGCGCGACAUUCCUGUAACUUUCAAGACAGCCCCACGGCUAGUUAACACUUCUCUUCGUGGUCUUUAUGCUUCCUAUUUUGUCCAAAACAUUGGGAAAUACUCUAGCUACAUUCAAAAUGUGGAGUCGCUUGUCCUGGAAAUAAGGAGCUCUGAAAAAUACCUGAGUGAUGAAGUGGUACCUGAACUACCUAUUUUAGAAAAUCUAAGAGUAUUGGAGUUGGACUUGGGCAUAAACAGUGUAGAAUACAUUUGUAACUUCUUUGCUGCGUUACCAAGGAAAUGUCCACUGCUUACAAGACUUUCAUUUUCGAUUUCUCGAGAAUAUGAUGCUGGUCAAUACAAGGGUUGCUGGACCAAAAGAAGCUCAGAGUGUCUUCACAGCCAACUCAAGGUGAUCGAACUAUUGAACUUUUGCGGGAGAAGCAAGGGUGAAGCAGAAGUUAUUUACUCAAUACUUAGCUGUCUCCCCUCGCCGGACCAGGUGAUUUUACAUCCAAACUUGCUUUGGGAGUUCAAGAAACCGAAUAUAAAAGAUUUGUCUAAGAAGUUGAAGAUGAUGCAUCCCAAGGCUGAGUUGAUCAAAUCAAGCUGUCUUAGGCCCCUUUUCUAGUUUUUACUCUUAGGUCCAUAAUCUAUAAGUUCAGCUGGUCAGGUGAAUGUCUCGUGGUUACUUUCUGUCAAUUUUGGGUCUGUGGUAAUUGGUAUGUUGCAAGGCUUCUCUGGUUUAUUCCUACACUCCGGGUUUCCUCUACAGGUCAGUGGCAUACCCCGUAUGUGGGUUUGUUUGGGUGUAUCGGCUCAGCCACAGUUUAUAAGGUCUUUCUUUUGAUGUUUGUGUGUUUAGCUAGGGUUUUUUUUUUUUUUUUUUCCUCGUCUUCUUUUGAAUAAAAGCUAGGUGUUUAUUUAUACUUAAUUUUAUUGUGUUAGCUCUCUUAGAUUGUAAUUUGUUCUUUAUUUAUAAAGUUAUAUGACAUUUAUUUAAUCAAGUUGGGU